Molecule: messenger RNA, 2233 nt
Organism: Loxodonta africana (African savanna elephant)
Lineage: Eukaryota; Metazoa; Chordata; Mammalia; Proboscidea; Elephantidae
Gene: CCDC42
Product: coiled-coil domain containing 42
Exons: 7
Coding region: 324-1274 (316 amino acids)
Biological process (GO): spermatid development
Source: RefSeq, a predicted model, not a curated record
UAAGGAGCAAGACCCCAGCAAGCAUGGGGCCAGUGGGGCAGGAGGCAGAGGGCUAAGCACGAGUUCUGCGUGUAGUCCACAGAACCAAGCAGCCUGUUGCUAGGUAACCAGAACCUCACAUCACCCCCCACAACACAUCAUCUGAGCCAGGGAUUCUGUCUCCAGCUAUCUUGGGCAGAGUCUCUCAAAUACCUACCGCCCCUGUGGGACCCUGAAAGCAGGAGAAGAGAAGAAACCAGAGCCCAGCCACCACCCCUUGGGAUCCGCCACCCACUAUUUCACUGUGAGGACCCAGCUGACUGGGCCGUGAGGGCACCGCAGCCAUGAGUCUGGGAAUCAUGGAAGAGGAAGAUCUGGCCGAGUACUUCCGGCUGCAGUAUGGGGAGCGGCUGCUGCAACUGCUGCAGAAGUUCCCCUCCACUGAGGAGCAGUCGGAGUCCCCAUCCAUCCGGCUGCUGGAGAAGAAAAAGGAGGCCAAGAUCAUGCACCGUGCUAUGGAGCAGAAGAAGGAGACAUUUAAACGCAGGAUGGAGGCCUUGAACCUGCGCUGGGAGGAGCUGGGCAUCAAGGAGGCCCAGCUGACGGCCCACAUCCAGAAGUUUGAGCAAUUCAUCCAGGAGAAUGACCAGAAGCGGAUCCGCGCCCUGAAGAAAGCCAACAAGGAGCGAGAACUCAAGAGGCAGCGCAUGCGGGAGUUGGCCAAGGCCAAGCAGGAGAUGGCAGCUCUGCGGCUGGAGCACCAGCGGCUGAGCUGCAAGCUGCAGGACUACUCCAUCUUCAACAAGUACCUGGAGAGGGUGGUAGAGAACUCUGAGUUUGAGGAGAUCCACGAGGUGAUCGCGCGCUACAAGACGCUGGUGAGCAUGCACCACGACCUCAUGCGGUCUGCGCAGGAAGGCCAGGAGAAGAUUGAGCGAGCCAAGGCACGUCUGGCGCGCUACAUGGAGGAGAAGGAUGACGAGAUUCUGCAGCACAACAAUGAGUUGGCACGGCUGCAGAUGCGCUUUGACCGCGCUCGCAGCGAUGUCAUCGUCUGGGAAUCUCGCUGGGCGCACAUCCAGAACACCGCUGCCAAGAAGACCCUCCUGCUUGGCACCAUUAAGAUGGCGACACUGAACCUCUUCCAGAUUGUGAGCAAGCAGCUGAAGGAGACGGCCAGCGUGUCCCUGGACGACACACACAAACAGCUGGACAUGAUCCAGCAGUUUAUCCAAGACCUGUCAGACAUCUGGGCAGAGGUGAAGAAGAAGGAACAACAGCAAAUACGGGUUUAAGGAGGCGACCAUGGUUCCAGAAUGUCCCGAGACAGAGACUGAAUAAAUGCCUGGUGAGCUUGCAGCUCAGUCACCCCAGCCCACUGAGGAUGCCUGUGCCUUUCUGCUGGCAAACACCUGCCAUUUUCUCCUCCACUUCAGUCCAUCCCAGCCCUGAAAACAUUAAAUUUUAUGAGAAGUUUACUCCCAAGUUCUAUUUUUGGUGGUUUAUUUGUAAGGAAGAGGGCCAAUGAGGGGGAAGCCCCCAAAAGGACCUCCUCUCAAAGUUAGUCACUUAGGCUGCACAGGGACUAGAAACCAAAUCUAGGGUGUGGUGUCUUCUAGGCUUUGGACUAGUGAAUGUUUGGUGGGCAAUGGAUGAGUGGGGUUAGUUAAUACCUAGGACCCCUCUUUCCUCCACCACUCAAAGACUGAAAAAAAAAAAAGUGUUUCUAAUCUGAACGCAAAGACUGACUAGGAAGUAUACAGGCAGCUUCUCAAGUCAGUGUCCAAAGUUGCUGAGUCAAGAACUCUUGUUUAGAUACGGUGACACAAAGAAAUAAAAGUUAGGUUUAAAUUUAGAAAAAUAGGAGUAAAUAAUAAGGUAACCACAAAGGAGACAAACUAUCCUACUCAUCAAAAUAAAAUAUAAGAAAAAAACAGAGACUCAGCAGAAACAAAAUUAACAACAACAAAUAAGAGGAAAGGACAAUAUGUAAAGAUAAUCUACUCAGCACAUAAAAUUAAGUGGGAAAAAGAAACUGUCAAUAACACACAAAAUAAGACAUCAAAAUGACAGCACUAAACUAAUACCUAUCCAUAAUUACACUGAAUGUAAAUGGACUAAAUGCACCAAUAAAGAGACAGAGAGUGGCAGAAUGGAUUAAAAAACAAGAUCUGUCUAUAUGCUGCCCACAGGAGACACACCUUAGACUUAGAGACACAAACAAACUAACACUCAAAGGACAGAAAAAAAUACA